AUGGAGACGACCAAUAACACGGCCACGAGAAUGAGCCAUACAGGGACAGCGAGAAGAAAAAAAAUCAAGCCGCCUUUGCUUUGGCUCCCGAGAGUUCCUGCCGCCUUUGCUUUGGCUCCCGACAUCAAGCCACCUCUCGAUCGGAUCAAUAAGCACCAUCUGCCGCCUUGGCCUCCCGAGAGCGAGCCACCUCGUGCUUCCUACUGCAUUGCUUUCCCAAACGCAUCGGCGACAAUAAUCAUGACUGAUGCGACGAGCUUGCUUAAGCAAGCAGCUCUCCUAGUAGAGGGAUGA
Molecule: messenger RNA, 294 nt
Organism: Linum trigynum
Lineage: Eukaryota; Viridiplantae; Streptophyta; Magnoliopsida; Malpighiales; Linaceae
Source: the annotation of a GenBank genome assembly